Drosophila melanogaster (fruit fly) is the source of this 2919-nucleotide messenger RNA. RefSeq names its product wingless (gene wg). Gene Ontology annotation, biological process: Wnt signaling pathway; generation of neurons; signal transduction. Lineage: Eukaryota; Metazoa; Arthropoda; Insecta; Diptera; Drosophilidae. Gene Ontology annotation, molecular function: signaling receptor binding. The record is from RefSeq and is marked reviewed. The transcript is spliced from 5 exons. Gene Ontology annotation, cellular component: membrane; extracellular region; synapse. The coding region runs from base 434 to 1840 and encodes 468 amino acids.
UCAGUUAAGCGUUGGCACUGAACCGGGCAACAAUCUUCACUCCUCCGCUCGAAACGCCGCGAUCGAACCGAUCUAUAACUAGCCAUCUAUAACUAGAGCGAGCCGAGUGUAUUCUAUCGAAACAGCCAAAUUUACGAUACAAUAUAUAUUUGUAUAUGCGUGGAAAACUUACAAGUUCUUGUUGUGUCCCAUGAUUGCCGUGUGAUCCAGCGGAAUUAAUCGCACAAAUAUGAGCAGCAAUAUCGGCAUACGCAUGCUAAUGAUGAUUAUGCCUCAUUUAUAGUGCGCUAAUUGAACGCGAAAUUGCUCGAUACAUUCAAUAUAACCAAACCAUUCGCAAACAAACAACAACUCGAAGGGAAGUAUCUAUCAUACCCCGUGUGUCAGUGUGAGAGUGUGUGUGCCGUCGAACAGAUAAACCCGAUCAGCAAUAAUGGAUAUCAGCUAUAUCUUCGUCAUCUGCCUGAUGGCCCUGUGCAGCGGCGGCAGCAGUCUCAGCCAAGUCGAGGGCAAACAGAAAUCCGGAAGGGGCCGGGGCUCCAUGUGGUGGGGCAUUGCCAAGGUCGGCGAACCCAACAACAUUACGCCCAUCAUGUACAUGGACCCAGCGAUCCACUCUACGUUGAGAAGGAAACAGCGACGCCUGGUCAGGGACAAUCCCGGUGUACUGGGAGCCCUGGUCAAGGGCGCCAACUUGGCCAUUAGCGAGUGCCAACACCAGUUCAGAAAUCGCCGCUGGAACUGCUCGACGAGAAACUUCUCGAGGGGCAAAAAUCUAUUCGGCAAAAUCGUUGAUCGAGGCUGCCGAGAGACGAGCUUCAUUUACGCAAUCACCAGCGCGGCGGUGACCCACUCGAUUGCCAGGGCCUGCAGUGAAGGAACGAUAGAGUCCUGCACCUGCGACUACAGCCACCAGUCGAGAUCUCCACAAGCGAACCACCAGGCGGGCAGUGUGGCCGGCGUGCGGGAUUGGGAGUGGGGCGGCUGCUCCGACAACAUCGGAUUCGGGUUCAAGUUCUCCCGGGAAUUCGUCGAUACCGGCGAGAGGGGUCGCAAUCUGCGCGAGAAGAUGAAUCUGCACAACAACGAGGCGGGUCGAGCGCACGUCCAAGCGGAGAUGCGACAGGAGUGCAAAUGCCAUGGCAUGUCCGGAUCGUGUACAGUGAAGACCUGCUGGAUGCGACUGGCCAACUUCCGUGUGAUUGGCGACAAUCUGAAGGCCCGCUUCGAUGGAGCCACCCGCGUGCAAGUGACCAACAGUCUCCGGGCCACCAACGCUCUGGCCCCAGUUAGUCCGAAUGCAGCCGGCUCGAAUUCCGUGGGCUCCAACGGCCUGAUUAUUCCGCAGUCUGGUCUGGUCUACGGCGAGGAGGAGGAGCGUAUGCUGAACGACCAUAUGCCGGACAUCCUGCUAGAGAACAGCCACCCGAUCAGCAAGAUCCAUCACCCGAACAUGCCGUCGCCCAACAGUUUGCCCCAGGCUGGUCAAAGGGGCGGACGAAAUGGACGUCGUCAGGGACGCAAGCAUAAUAGAUAUCACUUCCAACUGAACCCGCACAAUCCCGAGCACAAGCCACCCGGCUCGAAGGACCUUGUCUAUCUGGAGCCUUCGCCGAGCUUCUGCGAGAAGAACCUGCGGCAGGGCAUCCUGGGAACCCAUGGCCGCCAGUGCAAUGAGACCUCGCUGGGCGUCGACGGCUGUGGGCUGAUGUGCUGUGGGCGUGGCUAUCGGCGAGACGAGGUCGUCGUUGUGGAGCGGUGCGCCUGCACCUUCCACUGGUGCUGCGAGGUGAAGUGCAAGCUGUGUCGGACCAAAAAGGUCAUCUACACGUGUCUGUAAGGACACUGCCCGCCUCCAGCCCAGUCCCGUCCUCUGAAGCCGCCCUCUUCGUUCUUUGUAUGUGUUAUGUAUUUUGUCUACGCUUAGCCUUUGUUAUUAGCACCUUAAGAACCUAGACUAUAGCCUAGUUAAAGAUACGACUAACCGCCCCUGAAGUGUACCAUGCAAAACCCUUUAAGCUCUCACUUUUUUUUUAGCAGUAUUACACAAGGAAUAUUAACGAAUAGAUUUCAAGAAGAAGUGAGGAAUACAACAUGUGUUUGCCCAGUUUUUAGUCAUGUAAGCCAGCUCCCAAUCGAAGCAAAAUAUUUUGUAAAUUACAAAGCCCCCAUUUUUUGUACCCCUAGAUAAUAGUAAUCGAUUUAAAAUACUUUAGUGUAGCUUAAAGUCUUCGAAGCGCGCCCCCUUUCUGCUGAAUCCCUCCUCAUGCUGUCGUUUAAAAUCUUUUUAAAUCAUUGAAAACAAGACUGAAAAUUCAAAAAGCGCGCAGCUCCUUCCUUCUCUCUAGCGAGCACUGCUUGAACUGCUUGCAUACUGCUUUGGGCAGGACCAAAACGUAUGCGAAGUGGACAGUAUAAUAGUUCGAGAAAAUCGGUAACCAGGGCUGGAAAACAUUUGGAAUGCAACAGUAAAAAUUCCACUAUUGUUUUUCCAUUUCCAUGGUCAUACAAAACAACAAAUUCUUUUUUGUACAUAAAUAAGCUUAAAUUAACUUUUAGUUUUAGAUUAAAUUCAUACCAACCCCACGAAGUACAGAAAAAGAUUUUAGUUGCUUGGAAUUUAUGAAAUUUUGCACACGAAAUAUUUUUUUUUGUAAACACAUUUAACUUAAACCACCCCAUCCAUGUAGGUAUUACUAACUAAUUAAAUGCACUUAGCUGGCUAGUUAAACUAAGUAUAUAAAUAGCUCGAUAUGAAUAUAAUAUUUAAUUAAUUUAUACUAGCUCAUAGACAUUCAAUUUUGUAAAGUAUUAAUGCGAAGGAAAACAAGAAACAAAAAAGCGAGCAGAAAAAUGCGAAUGCAAUCGAAAACAAAUCAAUAAAAAAAAAACACAAAACGACAAUGAGUAAAAAAUUAC